AAUUAGUGAGAGCUCUCAAAUAUGUAUACCUAUAUAUAAUAUAGAUAGAUUGAAUCAAACAUCGAAAUUCACAUCAUAUAUAAAACGCAACCAAAACUCUAUCUCUACUGCUUCAAUUCAUUUCCUCUGCUGCAAAUUUCAAUAAUACCGUCUUCCAUUUUCAUGGAUAUCGUCAAGAAAAGCAGUGGAGCUGAAGUAAUCACUGUGGAUAUCAAUGCAGCUAAAGAUCUGCUCACUCAUGGCCACCGCUAUCUUGAUGUUAGGACUGAAGAAGAAUUCAAGAAAGGUCAUCUGGAGAAUGCUUUGAACAUUCCUUACAUGUUUAGUACUCCAGAAGGCAGGGUGAAAAAUCCCAAGUUCUUGGAGCAGGUUAUGGCCAUUUGUGGCAAGGAAGAUAAUCUUGUAGUGGGUUGCCAAAGUGGGGUUAGAUCUGUGUAUGCAACUAGGGAUCUUCUUGAUGCCGAAUUCAAGCGUGUGCUCAACAUGGGUGGGGGAUAUAUUGCCUGGGUUGGAAAUGGAUUUGCAGUGAAGAAGUCAGAUAAUGUUGAAAUAUGAUUUGAAUAAUAUUUAAUAUCCCUUUUAUUGCACCCAUAACUAGAUCUUUUGUAAUAAAAGAACUGUCUUGAGCUUCAGUAUUGGAUUAUGUAGUAUAAUUUCAUGCUUCUCAA
Messenger RNA from Salvia miltiorrhiza (redroot sage), 668 nucleotides. Its product is annotated as thiosulfate sulfurtransferase 18. Bases 163 to 555 code for a protein of 130 amino acids. Gene Ontology annotation, molecular function: catalytic activity. The record is from RefSeq and is a predicted model, not a curated record. NCBI's taxonomy places the organism in Eukaryota, Viridiplantae, Streptophyta, Magnoliopsida, Lamiales, Lamiaceae. The transcript is spliced from 6 exons.